Molecule: messenger RNA, 1237 nt
Organism: Trematosphaeria pertusa
Lineage: Eukaryota; Fungi; Ascomycota; Dothideomycetes; Pleosporales; Trematosphaeriaceae
Product: N-terminal nucleophile aminohydrolase
Exons: 2
Coding region: 187-957 (256 amino acids)
Biological process (GO): ubiquitin-dependent protein catabolic process
Cellular component (GO): proteasome core complex, alpha-subunit complex; proteasome core complex; nucleus
Source: RefSeq, a predicted model, not a curated record
UGUUGCAACUGCCCUCCCACGAACCCAACAGUGCGAGCGUCCUAUCUAUAAAUCCCGCCCGACGCGCUCGAUUCCCCCUCUGCACCACGCUACAACAGAGCCGCCCAUCGGAAGGAACACGGUCAAGUGUCAAUUCAAUCGGGCACGCCAGACGCCGGUACAUAGCUCACAUCCGGAACCUCCAACAUGUUCCGAAACAACUACGACAACGAUUCGGUGACCUUCUCGCCGCAAGGCCGAAUAUUCCAGGUCGAGUACGCUCAGGAAGCUGUCAAGCAGGGUUCCGUCGUCGUUGGUGUUGUCAGCAAAACCCACGCGGUGCUGGCAGCGAUCAAGCGCAAUGCAGAAGAGCUCUCAUCCUAUCAGAAGAAGGUCAUCGCGAUAGACUCGCACUAUGGCAUCGCCCUCGCCGGUCUGGCCUCCGAUGCACGCGUCCUCUCCAACUUCAUGAAGCAGCAGUCCCUCGCAUCGCGCCUAACGUACGGCCGCGCUAUUGCCCUCUCCGAGAUCACCGCCCGCAUCGCCGACCGCGCCCAGACAAAUACACAACAAUACGGACGACGGCCAUAUGGUGUAGGGCUCCUGGUUGCUGGCGUCGACGCGAAAGGACCCCACCUAUUCGAGUUCCAACCGAGUGGUGUCACGCAGGAGAUGGUCGCUUGUGGCAUUGGCGCUAGAAGUCAGAUGGCUAGGACCUAUCUCGAGCGACAUCUGGAGUCGUUCGAGAAUUCGAGCAGAGAGGAGCUGGUCAAGCAUGCGUUAAGGGCGCUCAAGGAAUCCCUAUCUCAGGAUAAGGAGCUCACUGUCGAGAAUACCAGCAUCGGCGUCAGUGGCGUUGACGAGAACUUUGCCCUGUACGAGGGCCAAGACAUCGCUGAGUGGUUGGAUGCAACGUUUGAAAAUCGGGAAGGUGGAGGCGAUGACGAAGGCGGAGACUCUAUGGAGACAGACUCAUGAAGGCAUUCUCACGAGGUUAUGUCCAUCUAGCUGGAGGAAACUGGCCGAGCGGUCUUGUAGAACCCUGGCGGACUUCGGAGGUUAUGCGGUCAUCUGUCUACGUUCUGGAUCUUGGGUGACAUGCUAGAACAUUACGAAUAUCACUCCAAAUCAGGACGACUCCGGGUCUCGUACCUAUCCUUGGCAUCUUUCAUGAAAUGUACCGUGCUUGCUCUAAGUUGGAAGCACAGAUGGGUCGAUCGCUGUUCACUAGCUAAUUUAAGGCUCGUUUAUUCACAAU